CGAGUUCGGCGCCGGGCCGCUGGGAGUGGUGGCGACAGCGCGGGUCGGAGCGGCCCACGUGCUCCCGCGGCCGGUUAAACCGUUGGCGGGCGCUGCUGAGAGGUGAGGAGCGGUGGCGGAGAGGCCUGCGGCUCCGGACGGCGAGGACAGGGAGUGUGACGGGGCCUGCGUCCCCACCGGCAGCCCUUCCUAGGUUCACGCUCGCGGAGGACGAGGGCAUCCGUUCAGACCCGGCCGGCCGCGACAGUGCGGGGGCCGGGGCCGGGGUGACCAUUCCGGCCCGGGGCGGUACCGCUCUGUGGGCUUCGGGCUUGCUGCAUGGACAAGUUAAAACCUAUCUUGGAUAGAGAAUAUUUAAUCAUUUAGCUAAAAAUGGUAUUUUUUACAUGCAAUGCAUGUGGCGAAUCAGUGAAGAAGAUACAAGUGGAAAAGCAUGUGUCUGUUUGCAGGAACUGUGAGUGCCUUUCCUGCAUCGACUGUGGGAAAGAUUUCUGGGGUAACGACUAUAAAAACCAUGUGAAGUGCUUAAGUGAAGACCAGAAGUAUGGCGGCAAGGGCUACGAAGGUAAAACCCACAAAGGCGACGUGAAGCAGCAGGCGUGGAUUCAGAAAAUUAACGAAUUAAUAAAGAAACCUAAUGUCAGCCCCAAAGUGAGAGAACUUUUAGAGCAAAUCAGUGCUUUUGACAAUGUGCCCCGGAAAAAGGCAAAAUUUCAGAACUGGAUGAAGAAUAGCUUAAAAGUUUACAAUGAAUCCAUUCUGGAGCAGGUGUGGAACAUCUUCUCAGAAGCUUCCAGCAGUGAGCCAGGGAAUAAGGGGCAGGACCAACAGCCCCCCGAGCAAGGAGCCAAGCCACCUGCGGAAGGCGCCGCCAAGCUUCCCCCGUCUGACACAAACGGGCCCGCAGAAGAGCAGGGGCCGGCAAAGAAGAACAAAAGAGAAAGGAAGGAAGAACGGCAGAAGAACAGGAAAAAGGAAAAGAAAGAACUGAAAUUAGAAAAUCACCAAGGAGAUUCAAAGAGUCAGAAGCCUAAGAAGCGCAAAAAGGGGCAGGAGACGGAACGCGAGGCUGACGGGGAGGCCCCGAAGGCCAACGGCUCGGCGGAGAAGAAAGGCAAGAAGAAGCAGGGCCAGGGCAAGCGGGCGGCGGAAGAGGGCAAGGACGGUGCGGACGAGGAGACCAAGCCCGCCGCGCGGAAGAGGAAGCGGAAGCACUCGGAAGUUGAAGUGGAUUCUAAGAAGAAAAAGGUGACAUUCCCAGGAGACUCUGAGGACAGAGAACCGGAAGACCAGGAGGCUCCUGCGAAAGGUAAAUUCAACUGGAAGGGAACUAUUAAGGCAGUCCUGAGGCAGGCCCCGGAGAAUGAAGUGUCAGUCAAGAAGCUGAGGAAAAAGGUCUUGGCUCAGUAUUACACGGUGACGAAUGACUCUCACAGGUCGGAGGAGGAGCUCCUGGUCAUCUUCAACAAGAAAAUCAGCAAGAACCCAAGCUUCCGGUUGUUAAAGGACAAAGUCAAGCUUCUGAAAUGAUUAUUUUGGUAUUUAGAAGUUAAAUCCAUUGUGUUGACUUUUUCCUUUCACUGCUCUGUAUAAAACGUGUAAUGAAUUAUAACAACCUCAAUUUUGCUUUCUAAAGCUGUAUUUUUAAGUUAAAGAAAAAAAUAUAUUUUUGUUAGAACUUUUAUGAAAAAAUAAAAUAUAUUCUUAUCCAAAA
Chinchilla lanigera (long-tailed chinchilla) is the source of this 1714-nucleotide messenger RNA. It is a transcript of the gene Lyar, whose product is annotated as Ly1 antibody reactive. Gene Ontology annotation, molecular function: DNA binding. The transcript has 9 exons. Gene Ontology annotation, biological process: rRNA processing; negative regulation of transcription by RNA polymerase II. The coding region runs from base 373 to 1530 and encodes 385 amino acids. Gene Ontology annotation, cellular component: nucleolus. Lineage: Eukaryota; Metazoa; Chordata; Mammalia; Rodentia; Chinchillidae. The record is from RefSeq and is a predicted model, not a curated record.